Messenger RNA from Hippocampus zosterae (dwarf seahorse), 5515 nucleotides. Its product is annotated as SH2 domain-containing adapter protein F-like. The coding region runs from base 357 to 1772 and encodes 471 amino acids. NCBI's taxonomy places the organism in Eukaryota, Metazoa, Chordata, Actinopteri, Syngnathiformes, Syngnathidae. Gene Ontology annotation, molecular function: phosphotyrosine residue binding. The record is from RefSeq and is a predicted model, not a curated record. The transcript has 7 exons.
CCAGGUUGCUACGAGAAGGAAGGAGGGGAGGAAGAAAGUAGUGGGCGUGUCCUCAUAGUCGCUCCCAUGUUGCGCAGCGUGGAAAUGUGACGUGUGUGGAGCGCACACAUACAUUACACUAGAGUAGAGAGCGAAUGUGAGCGUGGUGUGUUUGUUGUGUGAGUGUGUGUGACAGACUUUCACAGCGGAAAAGUGCCUCUGGCGAAGCCCUCCCCGCCACCGGCCGGCUGUGGCUCCCGGCUGACCCACGGACUUCAUUCUCACUGUCAAUUUCGGACUCCUGGAACUUCAAAGAAGAAGAAAAAAGAAAAAAAAUAGUACCGUCAUUUUUGGGUCGUAAGCGAUGCUCUGGCAGCAUGGCCAAGUGGUUCAAGGAGCACCUCGGAUUCAAAACUGCCAAAGCACCCCCUCCGGCGCCCCCGAAGCCGGACUACCGACACUGCCUCACCGGUGUGCCCGGCGCGCCUGGCUUCCAACCUGGGGCCACUUUCACGUUGAGCCCCGCUCAGCCGGACAUCCUCGCCGCAUACAAACUCCAAAAGGAGCUGGACUUCGAGGACCCGUACACUCCCGGUGGAAAUAUCUCGUUUGCCGUGGGCUCACCGGACAUCAAGUACGUGUCACCGAAGCACCGUCUCAUCAAGGUGGAGACGGUGGAGAAGCCCAACCCGGCGCCGGGUGCUGGUGUUGGUGGAGGAGGAGGCGGUACGAUGGUGGUCGCUCAAGCCGUCGCAGUGGGCAGCGUGAAAUCUCCUACGUCGCCCCCUACGGAGCAGGACAACAAGGAGAAGCUCAUUAUCCUGGAGGACUACGCCGACCCGUUUGACGCCGAGCAGGCCGGCGGCACGCAGGCCACCACGGAAAAAGUGACCACCGAGAAUGAUGGAUACAUGGAGCCGUACGAGGCUCAGAAGAUGAUGGCGGAAAUCCGAUCCAGUGGUCGUGGGUCAAAGGACGGCGGCACCAAGCAGCUUCCCCUGUAUGACACUCCGUACGAGCCAACCGAGAACGGUGGCGACUCUGACCCUGAACGUUCGCGCUGCCCUCGAGAGAGUCGACUGCCUCAGGACGACGAGCGGCCGCCCGAAGAGUACGACCAGCCAUGGGAGUGGAAGAAGGAGAGAAUUUCCAAAGCCUUUGCAGUAGAGAUUAAAGUGAUCAAGGACCUUCCGUGGCCCCCUCCGGUGGGGCAACUCAACAGCAGCCCUCCCCUGGUGGAGGAGCUGGAGUCGUCCUCGCAGACGGCUCAACCCUCGCCCGGACAAGCAGCCAGUGAGCAGCACCAACAGGUCCAGUUUGACGGCGUGGAAAAAUCUAGAACGUCGCCCACCAAGGAUGGGAAAACCCGUCCGCUGCAGCGGCACUCCAGCGGCUGCUUGGUAAACACCAAAAUGACGUCAACAGAGCAGCCCGGCUCGUCCGUUGGGGAACGCAUCGAUCCCAGCAUGGCCUUGGAAAGCCAAUUCUGGUACCACGGCGCCAUCAGUCGGACGGAUGCAGAAUGCCUGCUCCGACUGUGCAAGGAGGCGAGCUACCUGGUGCGGAACAGCGAAACCAGCAAGAAUGACUACUCCCUCUCACUUAAGAGCAGCCAGGGCUUCAUGCACAUGAAGCUGUCCAGGACCAAGGAGAACAAGUACGUCCUGGGCCAGAACAGCUGCCCCUUCGACAGCGUGCCCGACAUCAUCCACUUCUACUCCAGCCGCAAGCUGCCCAUCAAGGGGGCCGAGCAUAUGUCCCUGCUGUACCCCAUCGCCAUCAGGACACUAUAGUCCCCCACACAAACCAAUACCAUCAAUAUGGAAAGGGAAAUCCCAGAACUGCUGAUUCUGACUCACCUCACUUGUUGACCGAUUCCCAAGGAUCUGUCUCUUAUGCAGGAGUUUUAUUUAUUUGUGACCAACACACGCUAACUUCCCUUUUUUGGGGGGUUCCCACUUUUAUUUGUUGCGGCUCUUCAUUUGGAAAACUUGGCUUUUCUGUGAGGCUAAUACAAAGGAUUGGCACGUGAUUCAAUUGGGUUUCAGCAGAAUGAACGCUCGAUAAUGCCACCAAAAAGGUCGCCAUGGUUGAGGUCUGUGCGAUUUGUGACAGUUAAGAAACCAGACUGUGGUUUCUUUUACAGGCUGUGAUCAUGCAUAUCUCAACUUGUCAUUGUCACACACCCCCGUAGGCGUUCGGGGACUUGUCACAUUGACCUUCUUUAGACAGCAAACCAACUGAGACUUAUUAAACAGUGCAUUCCAUUUUCCUAAAUUGCAUGAGGAAUUAACAAACAAACCUGUGACGUAGCCUGCUAACUGGACAAAAUGGAACCGGCAUCAGCGCAUUUCAUUGCCAGUUAGACUAUUGACUAAAAAGACACUUUCUGAAGAUGUCUAAAUGGUGGUCUGGGUGCAUGUGUGAGACAAAAAAAAAGAAACAACUUUAGAUUCCGGACUUUUAUGCAUCACCUGCUUCUUUCUUGUCGUAACGCGUAUGUUUUAGCUGGCCUUCUAACUGUCAGCCAGGGAGUAAACUAGUCCCAAGAUUGGAUUAUCGAUCAAAUACUAGACUCCUUGCUAAUGGGGUAAUGAGAGGGUUAAUGUUGCCAGGAAAUGCCACUAUUGUGAAGGUCUGCGAGGAAUGAUCACAAAAAGGAGACUGUGGCUUUCAGACACCAGCGUAGCACUAUGCUGUCACGUGACAUCAUCUUAUUCAAACAGCAAUGAAUCAAGUACGUCAGGAAUUAGCGUGCAAAACAAAACACGUAGCAGCCCGUUAACAGACAGCCUGGAACCUCAAAUUCUGAACUCCAGUUUCCAGAAUGGGUGACAAAAGAAGAAUGUAGACUGUGGCCCCGCUGAUGCGGAAGUCUCGUCUCUCUGACAAGUUGUCCUUUUUUAAGACAUCAAACUCGCUGAUGCUGGUUCUAUCCGAGCGGUGCACUCUAUUUUGUCUCUGUUACAUCAGAAUACGUAAUGAUCCACGAAUUGUUAACAUGCCCAUCCAUAGUUGGUACUCUAUGCACGUAGAUGUGUUGCAAAGGGGGAACAUGAAGAAGUCUGAGGGUGUCCGGCUUUUGCGUUGAUCUCUCUUUCAUGUCAUCAUCCAUACUCUCCGCCAUCCGUCAGCGAGGGGGAGGUGUGUUACACCAAUGGCAACCAAAGUGGCAAGACAUGCUGGGGAGAGAGCGUGAUGGACGGGUCAACCCAUGCAAAAAGCCCAAGUAGAGGAACUAACGUCCAGCCCCCCCUUAACCCUGGAGCUGUCCCGCCUCCCCUCUUGCCACAACGCCUGCAUUGUCUACCUCAGAAAAUCAAUGCCAUUCAGCCGUCUGUCUGAAGAUCAAUAGGUACAGUGGGACGGCCUGCAUCGAUCCGCUCUCUGCUUCCUAAUUUCCAUAAAAUGGCAUCAUUCAUUUUGAAUUUAAAAGAAAAAAAUGGGGGCGGGGGUAGGACAAUUCAAGCCCGGCUUUGGUGUGUUUUUGUCACUACUACGAUGCUGUGUGAUGUCAAAUGUUUGGUUGAAGCCUUAUCAUGCAUGGAGAUCAGCUGACUGCUAUCCUGCUUUUGAAUGAUUAUUCCCUGACUGUAAUUUAUUGGUGGGCUAAUUAGCGCCCCACUUUUUUUUUUGUCGUGAUCGUGUUCUCCGGGGUGACUCCUGUGGUGCUCUCGUUUUGCUCUUCUUGUGUGCUCGUCAAGCCUCGGCCCAGUUCUUCCUGACCAAUCACAGCGCAGUUUGUUGGAACCCCGAUGAACAUUCAAACUGCAACUAUACAUUUCACAUCUCCCAUUACAAAGACUUGAGAACACUGGCGGUCUUGCUUUGCACCACCUUAAGAAAGCCAGUCACUUCUUCCUGGAUUUUGCUCAAAAAGCACACUUUUUUUUUGCUAUGUAGAAUAAUGAAGGAAGAGAAUCGACUUGUACUCCAAUUCUUAAAUUAUGUCCCUGCAGUGGAGCUUAAAAUUCUAAUGCAAUCAGGAAGGCUGUAUGACCAAAGGUAAACUGGAAAUGUUCCAAUUAAUAUUUUAGCAUCGCUCAGAAAGAAGUCCUAAACAUCAGCAUUGUUAAUAUUACCAUAUAAAAACGAUAAAACACAUGCCAAACUGACUUGCAAUUUUUGCUUUAAGCAUCCGGGUCCUUGAACACUCCCCCGUUAGUAGACUGUCGUAAAUUUUUAUCCAGCCACUCUACUGAUGUUGUCAAACUCAGUUAUCAUGAGCAUUGCUAUAUCACAGAUGCAGAUUAGCUUCCACCAUGUACUGUAUUUUCCUUACAAAACCUUUCGGCAAGUUUCUGUAAAUUGACGACCAACACCUUCAGCUUUGGCGGCUGAACUGUCGUAGAGUUUUCCGGUAACCGAAUUUGCUUUAGCAAUGCUAGUCCACAGACAACUGCGGCGCAAUACCGUCAUAGCCUCUAGUUGUUUGACAAUCAAUGGCCCAAUCCAUUGGUAAACUGUCCUAAAUUGUCAAAUCGUUGCGCUAAUAAUGAAAAAGGAGUUCAUUGUGAGUUCAUCUGUGGGCGUUGCUGGCCCACAGAUGCGCAACUCUGCGAUUGACCUGAUUUUCCUUUUUUAGAACAGUCAUUUUUUGAGUUGUUCAACUGCUGACACCUUCAAGUUCCAAGUGUCCUUCUACUGUAGUAGAUAGUUUUCAUCUGCCCUGCUAAUUUCCACAUUCUGAUUUUACGUCUUCAUGGACAACAGAAACAGAUUCACUGCCAUGGACAAUAUUGUGCCCUCUAAAAUUUCCAAAUUGUUCAUCUAAAAAAACUUUUGAGUUCAGAGGAUCCACUGUUGAUGUUGUAUGCCCUGGCACCCUGAUUAUUUUGCAAAGUUGAGUUAGCGUAAACAUUGCCAAACAAAUGAACAAUGAUGGCCCCACAACACAAUUAGAGCUCUUCCAAUCAUUGGCGUUUAUUUAUUGUUAUCAGUGAAACACUUACAUGCAUUUAAAAGAGUUGCUUGCUGAGCAAAAACGCAAGAAAUGGUCAUGUUUAGAGAGAUUAACUGGUGAGUGUUCAUACUGUAGAGCUUUGGAGAGAUCACUGCUAAGUGUGUGCUAUGCAACUGGAAGACUCCUGAUUAGUGUUUCAAUGGUACCAACCGUCCCACGUGGUUGAUGGAAACGACUCCCCUGCCUAAGAAGUCGAACAGGGUGCGGUCGCGGUGACGACGUCUCUGCAGCUUUACUACGACUUUAAGUGGACCUAUGAGAGAAAAGAUUUUGAGAAGAUAAAUGAAUGUCGACGUCGGCUCUUAAUGACUGCUGCAAACGGGUGUUAUAGUACUAACAGGGAGGCCUUACUUAGCUUUGGAGGAAAUAGACUGCAAUCCACGGAGGACACUUCACACAUCUCUAUGGAAAGCAUCUCUUCUGUCUGAAGUGUCUUAAAUUGUGCGUGUGAGUGUGUAUGCACGGCGUCCCCCUCAUGGCCAAAUGUAUAUACUGAAUGUAUCGUAAGCACGGGGGACGCAAAGGCAUCUAAGUAAAUAAAUAAAAGAAGAAAUAGGGUUUAUUAUGACUAAA